AUGAGACUCUGGGUUUACGGACAGCAGCUUCCCGAAAUCCAGGUCGCCUACACGAGGCUACUCUACAGACUCGAGUUUCGAUCCAGAGACGACAAUUCCACCAAACCACCGAUACCGGACGCUGGUGCUAUGCUUCGACGGAACAGAACCGCCACCGACGUGCAGAGCUCGAACAUCGUCAACUUCUUCUCCAUGCUGAAGAAAGACGACCCACGCGAGCAGCUCGUCUACUACCAAGCGGGAAUUGGGACGUACACGAUUCCACAGAUUGCCAAACCGAUGAUGGCGAAAUUGCACAAGGUCAUGGACAGCAUGGUCGGUGUCCACUUGAACGCUCACGUCAUGGGCGGGUAUGAAUUUCUCAUGCAAAAUUACGAAGCAGGCGAUAAGAUUUCCCUCUUCGGCUUUUCGCGUGGCGCAUACACCGCACGAGCACUAGCUGGGAUGAUACACAAGGUUGGCUUGUUGCCUAAAUGUAACCAUCAACAAGUACCCUUCGCAUAUAAGAUGUACUCUCGAGAAGACGAGACAGGUUGGCUUCAGAGUUCGGCGUUCAAGAAAGCCUUCUCGAUAGACGUUGACAUCGAGUUAAUUGGCGUCUGGGACACUGUUGGUUCUGUUGGCGUCAUCCCCAAGCGAUUACUAUUCACGACAUUUAACACCCAUGUCAAGCACUUCCGUCACGCCCUCGCACUAGACGAGCACCGCGUCCGAUUCAAACCCAAUUUCUUCAACCGCCCUACUCACGAGGAGAUCGAGCUCGGCCUUAAAUGGGGCGAGAUCCCGAAAGUCAAGGCCAGCCAACCACAGAAGUCCCACCGUCGCAAGACUCUCAGAGAGCUCGAGCGGCAGUAUGGGCAUGGUGGUCAGCACCAGACUGAUGUCGAGGAGGUUUGGUUUGCCGGGUGCCAUUGUAACGUUGGCGGCGGCGCAGUCAAGAACGAAAUACGUAACAACCUAGCUCGAAUCUCUCUCCGGUGGAUGGUGCGUGAAUGUUUUAAGCUCAAGACCGGCAUCCUCUUCCACCGCGACACCUUCAAAGUAAUUGGGAUGGACCCUAGCACACUCUGGCCCGAGGUCAAAGAGUGCCCAGAACCAGUGACAUCGUUCUCGGACCAGCCACCACCGCUGACACGACCGCUCCCACAGGUAGGUGUCAAAACCAAUUCGGAAGACGUCAGCGACUUUGUCAGCUGGUGGAUCAUGGAGUACAUCCCGCAGAAGAUUUGGUUCCAGAAGGACGAUGAUUCGUGGGUGCGGAAGCUCUCGAUCAACCGUGGUCGUGGACGCAUCAUACCCAAACAGAAGAUUGAAGGCGUGAAGAUACAUCGGACCGUCCAGCUAAGGAUGGGUAGCCUGUCCGUACGAACCGAGGGCUAA
Molecule: messenger RNA, 1380 nt
Organism: Cyclocybe aegerita
Lineage: Eukaryota; Fungi; Basidiomycota; Agaricomycetes; Agaricales; Hemipholiotaceae
Source: the annotation of a GenBank genome assembly